Ectocarpus sp. CCAP 1310/34 is the source of this 1602-nucleotide messenger RNA. NCBI's taxonomy places the organism in Eukaryota, Phaeophyceae, Ectocarpales, Ectocarpaceae. The record is from the annotation of a GenBank genome assembly.
AUGUCGUCGCGUCUUCCGUCGACGCUUAGUAUUUCGAUAACGUUCACGCGUCCGACGACGUCGACGCUUAGUAUUUCGAUGACGUUCACGCGUCCGACGACGUCGACGCUUAGUAUUUCGAUGACGUUCACGCGUCCGACGACGUCGACGCUUAGUAUUUCGAUGACGUUCACGCGUCCGACGACGUCGACGCUUAGUAUUUCGAUGACGUUCACGCGUCCGACGACGUCGACGCUUAGUAUUUCGAUGACGUUCACGCGUCCGACGACGUCGACGCUUAGUAUUUCGAUGACGUUCACGCGUCCGACGACGUCGACGCUUAGUAUUUCGAUGACGUUCACGCGUCCGACGACGUCGACGCUUAGUAUUUCGAUGACGUUCACGCGUCCGACGACGUCGACGCUUAGUAUUUCGAUGACGUUCACGCGUCCGACGACGUCGACGCUUAGUAUUUCGAUGACGUUCACGCGUCCGACGACGUCGACGCUUAGUAUUUCGAUGACGUUCACGCGUCCGACGACGUCGACGCUUAGUAUUUCGAUGACGUUCACGCGUCCGACGACGUCGACGCUUAGUAUUUCGAUGACGUUCACGCGUCCGACGACGUCGACGCUUAGUAUUUCGAUGACGUUCACGCGUCCGACGACGUCGACGCUUAGUAUUUCGAUGACGUUCACGCGUCCGACGACGUCGACGCUUAGUAUUUCGAUGACGUUCACGCGUCCGACGACGUCGACGCUUAGUAUUUCGAUGACGUUCACGCGUCCGACGACGUCGACGCUUAGUAUUUCGAUGACGUUCACGCGUCCGACGACGUCGACGCUUAGUAUUUCGAUGACGUUCACGCGUCCGACGACGUCGACGCUUAGUAUUUCGAUGACGUUCACGCGUCCGACGACGUCGACGCUUAGUAUUUCGAUGACGUUCACGCGUCCGACGACGUCGACGCUUAGUAUUUCGAUGACGUUCACGCGUCCGACGACGUCGACGCUUAGUAUUUCGAUGACGUUCACGCGUCCGACGACGUCGACGCUUAGUAUUUCGAUGACGUUCACGCGUCCGACGACGUCGACGCUUAGUAUUUCGAUGACGUUCACGCGUCCGACGACGUCGACGCUUAGUAUUUCGAUGACGUUCACGCGUCCGACGACGUCGACGCUUAGUAUUUCGAUGACGUUCACGCGUCCGACGACGUCGACGCUUAGUAUUUCGAUGACGUUCACGCGUCCGACGACGUCGACGCUUAGUAUUUCGAUGACGUUCACGCGUCCGACGACGUCGACGCUUAGUAUUUCGAUGACGUUCACGCGUCCGACGACGUCGACGCUUAGUAUUUCGAUGACGUUCACGCGUCCGACGACGUCGACGCUUAGUAUUUCGAUGACGUUCACGCGUCCGACGACGUCGACGCUUAGUAUUUCGAUGACGUUCACGCGUCCGACGACGUCGACGCUUAGUAUUUCGAUGACGUUCACGCGUCCGACGACGUCGACGCUUAGUAUUUCGAUGACGUUGACGCCUGAUGUUUGGUUGACGCUUGGUCCGGGAGGGUUUUCCGUAAGACCCAUUGCCAAUAUACGACGCAGCAUUUCUCACCACUGA